GAGCGUUUCUUCAUCACAACAGAGACGCUCCUCCGUUAAAUCCGCUCUUUCACCGGGAGAAAACGGUGCUUUUCUGCCGCUGCCAGCUCUUUGGAAGAGUCGUUCUUAGUUUCGCUUGAUGCUUGACGUUCUCACAUCAUGGGUUCGAUGAACCAUUACGUGUUUUUAUUAUUCUGUCUCGUAACGGGCCGGAGUCUCGCUCAGCACCGGAGAUAGAGGCCUCUCCGCGCCUGCUCGAUUAACGGAGAGCCCGCGCGGAGCGACGAGACGCACGGCGGGAAUUCUGAGGCGAUUAUUUGAGACUCUUCUCUCCUGACAGGAGUCUUAAAGGCCCCGGUAACGUAAGACUGUGUGGAACGACCGAAAGAGUCGGAACCGAAUCGACGUGCCGGUGUUGAUGUGGGGUAAAAUGGAGACCCCGACGAUCAUAUACGAUCUGGAUACCUCCGGCGGGCUGAUGGAGCAAAUCCAGACUCUUCUGGCACCGCCCAAAUCUGAGGAUGGAGAAAAGCGGAGUAGGAAACCGGACAGGAGCACCAGGAGAGCCGGCAGGGCCACCAAUCACGACACCUGCGACAGCUGCAGGGAAGGAGGAGACCUCCUGUGCUGCGACCACUGCCCCGCUGCUUUCCAUCUGCAGUGCUGUAACCCGCCAUUGAGCAGAGAAAUGCUGCCCCCUGGUGACUGGAUGUGUCAUCGCUGCUCUGUUCGCAAGAAGAAAAGGGAACAAAAGAAGGAGCAGAUAAAUGGUCUUUUAGAGCAUCAAUUGUCGAAGCAGUCGCCAUCUCCAGAGCCAGACUGUGGUACGUUGCGUCUAGACCCCACCUUGGGUACGGGUGGCACUGGAUUACAGGCCGCCGUUGCUAAGGUUCGACUCCUUGAAAGACCAAGCAGUCGACCCGCGACUCCCAACUCCAACACUUCUUCCACUGACACGCCCACACCGUCCGAACAAAACGACAUGGAGGAAGACCUGAUGGACGUGGAUGACGAGGCUCAGGGUUCUGAUCCAGAGCUCUCGACUACGCCAGUUACCCUCAAGAGACCUUUUGACCUCUUAAUCGCAGCUGCCAUGCAGAGGAACCCCACGCAGUUCCAGCUUCCAAAUGACCUCACCUGCACAACUGCACUUCCAGGCACCAGCAAAAGAAGACGGAAAGAUGAGUUAUCGGGAAGAAACGUGAAACGGCCGCAGCAUGAGCUGGACCAUUAUGGACUGGUUCCACUGCCAGUAAAAGUGUGCCACACAUGCAACAGGAGCUGCAGGUUGGCUCCAUUGGUCCAGUGUGAUUAUUGCCCUCUCUUGUUCCACAUGGACUGUUUGGACCCGCCUCUCACUGCCUACCCUACAGGCAGGUGGAUGUGUCCCAACCACAUCCAGCACCUGGUAAUGAACCAGAGGAGCCUGACCCUUAGCAACCGCUGCCAGCUCUUUGACCAGUUUCAGGACUGUAUAUCCCAGCACGCAGUGAAGCUCGACUUUUUGCAACGGGUACAUCGCCAACACCCACCAAUUCCCCGAGCGGGUCACGCUCAAAGCAGGAGGACUCUGAAGGUUCCUGAUGCUAUAAAGUCACAGUACCAGAACCCACCGGUCUUGAUGCCAACCACGGGGAUUCGUGAUGGGGAAAUGAUCUGUACUGGUAUUCCAGACACUGUUGUCCCACAACACGUAGCCAGUGAAGAAGAACAGCGUCAGUGGCUCACAGACGUCAUCUCGCUGCAGUGCAGCAUCAUGAGACAUUUAUGGAACAUGCAAAGUUCUCCCUGGGAUUCGGAACAGAUGGAAAAGACUAAUGACAGAGACUCUUGUCAGAGCACGCAAAACCUCGGGCCCAAAGCAGUUUGUAGCUCAUGUACUGACGGACUUUGUCAGAACUGUCGGACAACCAAUGGCCCUGUAGAUGGUUUGGUCAAGCCCAAUGGGAUGCAAUGUCCUGUUAGAACCUCAGAUAAAACCACCUCUGCUCCACCCAACCACGCCAGCUCCAAUGCUUCUAUUAGGUCGGAGGUUUCCAUCUUAAAAUCCUGUAAAGCAAAAGACGUUGUCAAAUCUGAGCCCACCACUCCACCAUGUGACCACAAGAAAACUCCGGCACCCUCGGACACCCAUUCAUUAGACAAACUCACAGCUUCUUCUGUAAGUACAGGAGUACAUAUUGUAAAGCCACCGAAAACGACCGCAGACACUGGGUCUGGCCACCAGAAAUCUUCAUCUUGUGAUGGAAAGACUGGUUUCAAUUCAGCAAUAGCAGGAGAUAGGGAAGUGUUUUCUUGCACAGAUCUACCUAACGUGUCAGAGCUGUCAAGCUGGAUAAAAAACACCAUGCAGGGCAGCGGAGAAGUUGAACUCGGCUCUUUGGAUGAGAAGUUUAUAAAGCUCUUGGCCUGGCAGCGGAUUCAACAACUCUUUGAUUCCAAAUCCUCCCCUGUUCAGAGUAAUUCUACGCUGUCUGUGUCACACGCUCAUAAAAAACACAGUGAAGCACAAAACAAGGAGGUGCAGGCGAGAGCUUCAUUUUGCUCAGUUUCGGGAAAGGGAGCUGUUGUCAAAAUGUGCUACAGGAGUCUGUACAUUGGGACAGGUGCUGAUAUGGACGUAUGCCUUACAAACUACGGUCAUUGUUACUAUGUUUCAGGGAAACAUGCCUGUAUUUUUUAUGAUGAGAAUACAAAGCAGUAUGAGUUGCUGAACUACAGCGAACACGGGACGACUGUCGACAAUGUAUUAUAUUCCUGUGACUUCUCUGAGAAGACGAGCCAAAACCCAUCCAGCAGUCUGCUGGCCAAAGUACAGAACAUCAUUCGCCGCUGCCGAAAAAAAGAGCAGCAAGACUCUGCGGCAGAGGGCGGAGUUAUGAGGUGCCAGUCCCAUGAUGCUCCCAAUCCUCCAUGUAACUGUAAAAACAGUGGCUCCAGUUUUAUCGGAGGUAGCAGUGCCGGAUGGGAAGGUACUGCGCUCCUCCAUCAUGGAAGUCACAUCAAAAUGGGCUGCUUGCAAUUUGUCUUCAGCAUCACUGAGUUUGCCAACAAUCUGCCCAAAGCAGAAAUCACCACCUGCAGCCUCGCUCCCACAUCUGUCCAACAGGGAGAGCAGCUGAGCAAAGCCACUCCACUCCAACACAAGCUUGUAGCUUAAACCCCUAAAGCACCUACCAGCCUCUUUCGCAACCUGUACAUGAUGUAAACGGUGUGCUAAUUAUUUAAUUGUUUAUACACUUGCAUGAAAUUACGUUUUUUAUAUAUAACUGUAUAUAUAUAUCAUUUCAUUUGGCAGGUUGCACAUAGAUUUUGUGUUCAUUUCAAUUAUGAAGUUAUUGUAUCUUGCGUUUUUAAAGGGAGACUAUCAUCACUAUCUAUGCCCGCAGAACCAGAGCCGUUUUCAUGUGUAAAAGAAUUCUAUUUUGUGCCAGUAACGAUAGUUUUUUAUAUGAAAAUGCAGUUUUUUCCAUGAAACUGAAGCUUUUAUUUAUGUACUCUAUUGGGAGUAUAGUCAUACCUGGUGUUUCUGUAGCUCAAGCAAAGUCACACGUGUAAAUAUGUGUAUGUAUCCUUGUAAAUAACAUGAGAACCACUUGACCCCGUGACAUAAGUGCACCAGUUUGUAUUAUUUCUGUUAGUGCGUCAUUGAGCUGAUGUCCAGAUUUGUAUGUUUGUUUAAUGUGCCGUGUAAAUACAACUUUCAGCAGGUUCUUGUGUCAAACCAUGUAAAUACAAAACAGAUUUUAAAUAACAUA
Molecule: messenger RNA, 3737 nt
Organism: Triplophysa dalaica
Lineage: Eukaryota; Metazoa; Chordata; Actinopteri; Cypriniformes; Nemacheilidae
Gene: phf12a
Product: PHD finger protein 12a
Exons: 15
Coding region: 398-3139 (913 amino acids)
Biological process (GO): negative regulation of transcription by RNA polymerase II
Cellular component (GO): Sin3-type complex; nucleus
Molecular function (GO): transcription corepressor activity; protein binding
Source: RefSeq, a predicted model, not a curated record